UUUCUGUUCUCUCCACGCACAGUUAGCGGUUUAUGAGCACAUCGCCCAGGCGUGCGUUUGCCCACCCUGUCCAUUCCCGUCCAGCCUAAGCUCCCUGCUCCCAUGUUUUGAGCCCGCUCCAGUCCAGGAGACAGUUCACCAUGUCCACCGGGUCUCUCAGCGAUGUCGACGACGAGCUCCUGGACGGCAUCCUGAAGUUCGGCUCCUCCGGUAAAGACUCCAACGAGAGCACAGAGGAAAGCUCCAACUGCGAGGGCCCGUGCGCGAACGACGAGCGGAGAGACGCGCCGGGCAAGAAAAGGAAGACAGCGUCCCGGAAAACGGCGCCCAAGGGUGUGGCACAGCAGGAGGGCAAGCAGGUGCAGAGGAACGCGGCCAACGCUCGGGAGAGAGCCAGGAUGCGAGUCUUGUCCAAAGCCUUCUCCCGGCUGAAGACCUCUUUACCCUGGGUACCACCGGACACCAAGCUCUCCAAACUGGACACGCUGCGCCUGGCGUCCAGCUACAUCGCGCACCUCCGGCAGAUACUAGCCAACGACAAAUACGAAAACGGAUAUAUCCACCCUGUUAACCUGACGUGGCCUUUCAUGGUCGCAGGUAAGCCGGAGAACGAUUUGAAGGAGAUGCUGAACACAACGAGGCUAUGUGGGACGACGGCGUCUUGAUGCAUCCAUACGGGAACACCUCUAGCCUACAAGCCACGGUUUUUCUUGAGGGAACAAUAAUUUUCCGAGAAAAAGAGAAAAAAAAAAGAGAAAAAAAAAGAUAGUGACUGAAAUGCACGUCUCAUCUCCGCAGAUUUUGAGUGGGAAUAACGGAGGGAGCGCGUCUUCUCUCCUUCGUUCCCGUAAAGACAAGCUGAAUUUUAUUUAAAUGCAUCCUGUCACACAUUGUUGUCUUUGCUGGUCCAAAGAUAAACUGCGUGCUUUCAAUUGCUUUUUUAUAUUCUGCAGAUGCAUUUUUUUUUUACUCGUGCAGGACCUGUUUUGGCGGCUGCGUUAUGAUGGAUGGCUGUGCACAUGACACGUCUCCACUGUCUCCAAUGGUUGUACAGAUUAUACAUGUAUAUAAAUAUAUUUGUAUCACUUUUA
Messenger RNA from Lates calcarifer (barramundi perch), 1091 nucleotides. It is a transcript of the gene tcf21, whose product is annotated as transcription factor 21. Gene Ontology annotation, molecular function: protein dimerization activity; RNA polymerase II transcription regulatory region sequence-specific DNA binding; DNA-binding transcription factor activity, RNA polymerase II-specific. NCBI's taxonomy places the organism in Eukaryota, Metazoa, Chordata, Actinopteri, Centropomidae. Gene Ontology annotation, biological process: regulation of transcription by RNA polymerase II; developmental process. Bases 141 to 665 code for a protein of 174 amino acids. The transcript has 2 exons. The record is from RefSeq and is a predicted model, not a curated record.